Molecule: messenger RNA, 216 nt
Organism: Penicillium cataractarum
Lineage: Eukaryota; Fungi; Ascomycota; Eurotiomycetes; Eurotiales; Aspergillaceae
Exons: 1
Coding region: 1-216 (71 amino acids)
Source: RefSeq, a predicted model, not a curated record
AUGCGAAUCUGCUGGUCGACUGGAAGUUCAACCGGCAUUACGGGAGGAGGAUAUCUGGCCAGGGGGGACUGGGCUGGGCAUGAGUUCGACAUUGUAGACGUUGACAAGCUGAAGAAUGAGAAAUGGGAAGAUGUUAGUGAGGAUACUCGCGAUGAGUUCAAGGCUCUGUGGUCAAACCAUUUCGAAAAAAACUGGGAAACUGAAUGGAGAGCUUGA